CUCCGCGCCCGCCGCUCCGCUCCGUGCCCGCCGCUGCCGCCGCCAUGAGCGCGGAUCCCGUCGUCUUCGUGUCGGCCGCCAGGACCGCCGUGGGCUCCUUCAACGGCGGGCUGUCGUCGCUCCCCGCGCACGAGCUGGGCGCCGCCGCCAUCCGGGAGGUGCUGCGCCGGGCCGGGCUGGCCCCCGAGGAGGUGUCGGAGGUGAUCCUGGGGCAGGUCCUCACCGCAGGUGCUGGCCAGAACCCCGUGCGGCAGGCCAGCGUGGCUGCGGGAAUCCCGUACUCCGUGCCCGCCUGGAGCUGCCAGAUGAUCUGUGGGUCGGGCCUGAAGGCUGUGUGUCUGGCUGCUCAGUCCAUACUGAUGGGAGACUCCAGUGUCGUGGUCGCAGGGGGCAUGGAGAGCAUGAGCAAGGCUCCUCACGUCAUUCACAUGCGAGCUGGGGUCAAAAUGGGAGAGGCUUCCUUGCAGGACACCAUAAUCCUUGAUGGCCUUACAGAUGCUUUUUAUCAGUAUCACAUGGGCAUAACAGCUGAAAAUGUGGCCAAGAAGUGGCAAGUCAGUAGAGGGGAGCAAGACCAACUUGCUGUACAGUCACAAAACAGGGCAGAGGCAGCACAGAAAGCUGGCUAUUUUACAAAAGAAAUUGUUCCUGUUCUUGUACCUUCUAAAAAAGGUCCUAUAGAAGUUAAAAUAGAUGAACACCCUCGACAUGGGAGCAACCUGGAAACAAUGUCAAAGUUAAAGCCCUGUUUCUUGACAGAUGGAACUGGGACGGUAACAGCAGCUAAUGCUUCAGGUUUAAAUGAUGGAGCUGCAGCUGUUCUUCUAAUGAAGAAAUCAGAAGCUGCUAGGAGAGGUCUUAUGCCUUUGGCUCGGAUUGUAUCUUGGGCUCAGACAGGUAUAGAUCCAUCUAUUAUGGGAGUAGGGCCCAUUUCAGCAAUAAGGAAAGCUAUUGACAAAGCUGGCUGGACUCUGGAACAAGUUGACCUGUUCGAAAUUAAUGAAGCCUUUGCGUCACUAUCUGUUGCAAUUUCAAAAGAACUGAAAGUAAACCCAGAAAAGAUCAAUAUACAAGGUGGAGCUAUUGCUCUUGGCCACCCUCUGGGCGCCUCUGGUUGUCGCAUCCUUGUAACUCUCCUCUAUGCACUGGAGCGAACUGGUGGAAAACGUGGUGUUGCUGCUCUCUGUAUAGGAGGAGGAAUGGGAAUAGCCAUGUGCGUUGAGAGAUAAAUGUGAGGGAAUGAAUAAACAGCUAGUGUGAACUAGCUUUGAAACAUUUUACUAAUAAACUUCUCAAUAACAUUUUAACAACUCACAUUUUGUUUGUUUUGCCUAAAUGUAAGUAAGCUUACACCAUUACUUUUUGACACUCAAACACUGACUUGACAAAGAGGUCCAUGGUUACUGCAGGCACACUAGUUAUUAACACUCUAGAGCCUAAAUUCUCACUGCAAGAACCAAGCUUGCUUUCAAAAAUUAAGUUUGUUCACAAGAAAAUAGCAGCAACAUUCAACCACUUGUUUUAUUAACAUUUUAGUUAUAAGAGUGGGAAGUGUAAGUGAAACAAACAUAAAUAAAGCCUAAGUUAUUCUUCAA
Messenger RNA from Agelaius phoeniceus (red-winged blackbird), 1595 nucleotides. RefSeq names its product acetyl-CoA acetyltransferase 2 (gene ACAT2). NCBI's taxonomy places the organism in Eukaryota, Metazoa, Chordata, Aves, Passeriformes, Icteridae. The record is from RefSeq and is a predicted model, not a curated record. Gene Ontology annotation, molecular function: acyltransferase activity, transferring groups other than amino-acyl groups.